AUGGCUGCUAAUUCAAGAGCGAUUCCGGAGCCGCAGAAGCUUACCCAGACCACUUGCCCGUGUGGCCAAUCGUGGUCGAGGCGCAAAACUUUCGUGCCAGACACGGAAUCUACUUUACUUUCGGAACCGAUUCGUGAGUCUUCUCAAGCUAUAGCCGCUCAACGGAGACAAAGCUCUGAAAAUAUCCAAGUAUUCGUACGCAUUCGUCCAUUAAUUGAGCGCGAAAUUUCUCAAGCGCGAUAUUCAGGAUAUCACUCUAUCAGUGCAACUGAUCACCAGACCAUUGAAGUACGUACGUCCGAUUCCACUAUUAAAUGCGCGUAUGAUGCCGUCUUUGAUCACACAUUUUCUCAAGAGCAAGUAUACAACCGAGUUCACGAAUGCACUGAAUCGUUUCUUCAAGGAUUUAACUCAACGCUUUUCGCUUAUGGGCAAACUGGGAGUGGCAAAUCUUUUACAAUGUUUGGCGCUGAGACGGAUCUAUCACGGUACAGACCAGGGCUUCAGAACAGCCAAGCUGGAAUCAUUCCGCGGGCAAUCAAGGCACUUUUUGCAGCUACUGUCCGCAUGGAAGAGGAUGCUCAAGCAUCGAUAUUUUGUUCGUUUGCACAAGUUUACAAUGAGCAAAUAUUUGAUCUUUUACGGGAUACUCAAAUGGCUACACCUUUAGAAAUUCACGAAGACCGUAAACAUGGAAUAUACGUUGAAGGUUUGUCUGAAUACGCAGUAAAGGGAGUUAGUGACUGCCUUCAGCUGCUGCAAUCCGGGGAGCAAAAUCGUGCUGUGCGUUCUACCCACAUGAACCAAGUAAGUAGUCGGAGCCACAGCGUCUUCCAACUACUCCUCGAGCAGAGACGGAAGGAUGGAACAGUUUUAAAAUCGAAAUUUAAUUUAGUCGAUCUUGCUGGGUCGGAGAAGUGGAAUCUAAACACCGACAUGCAAGAAAAUCACAUUACUGAGAUGACCAAUAUAAACCUUAGCUUACAUACUCUUGGAAGAUGCAUUGCCUCGCUGUCUAGCAAAUCUACAAAAGGUUCCACUCAUGUACCAUAUCGUGAUUCAAAGUUAACGAGACUACUUCAAGACAGUCUGGGGGGUAACACAAAAACGAAGAUCAUAGCAACACUGUCACCAUCACUGGAUUGUGUGGAUGAAUCCAUAUCCACGCUCAAAUUCGCUGAUCGAGCCAAGAAAGUAAUGGUUACGGUUCGCGUAAAUGAACAGCGAGAGAUUGAUCCAGCAUAUGUGGAAAAACUUCAGGAUGAACUGGAGCAGUUGCGAGAGGUUCUUAGGCUAUUUCGACAAACAGACGAAUCAAAUGAACACAGUUUUGAAGAUGAGAUCGAUAGUAGCGACAAUAAUAGUGGUCACGAAAAAAAGGAAGAAGUCGAUAGAUUGAAAGCUAGGGUCGUUCAGUUGGUCUACGAAAAUACUGAACUCAAGCACCAAAUAAAAAAACAGCAAAAAGAAAUCGAAAGUCUUGGACUACAGCAAUCACAUCAAGAAAAAUCUGUUUUAUUCAGCUCGCCCACUGAUUCUCAAUUGGUACAGGCAAAGCAGAAUCUGGAGAAUGUCUUUCGCCAGCUGAAAGACGCUUCAGAUCGCUUUUUCAGAUAUGAAAUCGAAGAAGAAGAACUCAAAACGAUCCAUUGCAGACUUUUUCAGGAAGUGCAGGUCGUACCUCAUUACCCGCCAACAUCGAUCUCUCACUCACCGCAAAUCACUAAUGGCAGGGUAUCUGGCGGUGGUGAAAGUAUGAGAAUUCGUUCCUGUAUGAAGCUUCGAUCGUCUGGGUCGUUGACACCCCCUGAAAUUUUACCUGCCAUGGUAGCAGCCAAAUCGGAUUUAAGCUAUCGCGUAAGAGGCCGCUCAAUUGACGGAAAUGGAAGCGGGGGUGGAUGGAGAUACGAUACGCAGUCCUCAUCUGUUAAAAAUAUUGAAAGAGAACUGGAAGUAUCAAGAAAAGCGAUUGAGAAACAAACGAAACUACAAAGCUGGCUGAUAGAGAAGGAAAAGAGAGAAAUUUUCAAACUUCAACAAGAACAGCAGUAUUCUGACGAGCAACGCCGACACGCUGCAAAGAAGGAUGCCAAGUUCUUUAAGCGAGCUGCAGAAACAAAGAAAAAACUGCUUUUGGCUUCUUCGAUCAAUAUGGAUGUCUUAGAUCCUAAAAAUAUUAAACCAGCAACAGCUGAAACAUAA
Plasmopara halstedii is the source of this 2202-nucleotide messenger RNA. Its product is annotated as kinesin-like protein. Gene Ontology annotation, molecular function: microtubule binding; ATP binding; microtubule motor activity. The record is from RefSeq and is a predicted model, not a curated record. The coding region runs from base 1 to 2202 and encodes 733 amino acids. The transcript has 6 exons. Lineage: Eukaryota; Oomycota; Peronosporomycetes; Peronosporales; Peronosporaceae. Gene Ontology annotation, biological process: microtubule-based movement; mitotic spindle organization.